Messenger RNA from Amyelois transitella, 2138 nucleotides. RefSeq lists its product as uncharacterized. The record is from RefSeq and is a predicted model, not a curated record. Bases 75 to 1934 code for a protein of 619 amino acids. The transcript has a single exon. NCBI's taxonomy places the organism in Eukaryota, Metazoa, Arthropoda, Insecta, Lepidoptera, Pyralidae.
AAAUAGGAAAACAAAAUAAACAUUGGAAAAAUAUAUUUUGUGCGGGGAAAUUUUCAGAUCAAUUAUUCCGAAAAAUGCAAACAUUGUCCUCUACUUUUGUCGUAAUCUCAGAAGAUGACGAUGUUGAAAUGGAUGACGUUGUUCCAUACGCGCCACAUACCUUCCUAUUCCAAUACACAGACCUUGAAAAUUUUGAAGAAUUAUUCAUGAAGAUUUUGGCGUCGCCGUAUUGGCAUCCUUUAACAAACCUCAUCCUGCUCUGUGAAGGUCCGUUGGCCAAUGACGUGAUAGCGAAACUAUUCUUCAUUAUGUGGUAUCAUAAAUCAUGCAAUGCUAUUAUUGUUCAAUUUGAUGAUGCAGAGGAAGUAUUGCGAGUCACACACUACAAUCCUUACGUAAGUGGAAGCGGUCUUCAAAAUUUUGGUUGUUGGACCGCCAGGAAAAUUGGUAUUCCAGUGUCAAGCUUUGAAGAAGGAUUUGUUUGUGUUGAGGGCUGCCACAACGUGACCCAACAUUCGAAACUUCGCGCUAAUAAUCUAGGCAUCUGUAUUGCUUUCCAAACAAAUGUUAUACCUAACGGGAAUACGAAGUUAUUACAAAAAUUAAAUUUGUUGGAAGAGUUGGGCAAAAAUCUGCAUGGAUUUUCGUUAAGAGCGUACACUACAGAAGUAAAACCUUUCUUGGUUAUAGAUGAACAAGGUAAUGGCACGUACGCCCUAAGUGCUAGAGACGGAAAAGUCUGGAAUACUGCUUCGGAAGUAAUGAAUUUUUCUAUAGAUCUGUCUCCAGUCGCAAGCUCAAUCAAACUAAAAUUUGAUUUUGAACUGAACAUUCAACAGAUUUAUGGAUUUGCCCAUAGAAAGGCAGAUUUGUUCCUCAUUCCGAUUUACCAAUUCGAUUUGAUUAUCGUGGAACUCGAUCACACAUUUCCCAUCAAAGAAAGUGGCCUCUGCUUGCUGGCUCAUCGUGCUGGGUUUGAGACCAAUUUAUUCGAUUCUAAACUUUUGAAAGAUAACUAUAAGUUGAUUAUUGAAUUUGUAUUCUGUUUCGUGUGCAUGUGGAUAUUGUUUUUUAUUUACAACAUUGUCGAGAAGGAUAGAAUUAGUCUUGACCAAGCAGGAAAGGAUUUGAUCAACGUUUUUAGAAGUAUUUUGAACAUCAGCCUCUACAAGGAACCGAAAAGCAGAUCGUUUCGCAUCUACCUGACCACGUCCAUCUGGUCCUUCUUCCUGCUCAGUUUCUUUAUGCAAGCUGCAAUCAUAUCAUUCUUUAGUUCAUUUCGUCGAGGCAAGGAGGUUAACACGUUUGAUGAUAUCAUCGAAAAGGGAUACCCGAUUGAGGGUCUAGCGUCCCCCGAUUCAAUGCUUCCCGAUACUGAAGAGCGAUUUAGGAAACUGAACUCUAAACUGGUCAGUGUUCAAAACUUCUUUGAGUGUACGGAACGAAUGAUGAAUGACAGUCACCGUUUCUGCCUCAUAGAUUGUGCUGUAGGGCGUUAUUUAGAAAGAAAUAAAUUAAACGAUAAAGGCCAGCAAUAUCUUCACAUAGUAAGAGAUGACAAAUUUCAUAGCCUUUAUUUAAACAUGAUAUUUCCUAAGCACUCUCCGCUGACCAAAACGUUCAAUGAAUUGACGAUGAGAUUAUUUGAAGCAGGGCUAAUAAAGAAAUGGGAAGAAUACAGAUUUAACGAUAUUAAAGAAGAGGCCGGAAUAAAACCUUUAGGGCUCGAUGACUUAAUGGGAAUAUUUAAAUGUUACGGUUUGUUAGUAGCUUUGUGUGUGCUUGUGUUUUUCAUAGAACUAAUUAUAGGAUUCACAAAAUAUUGUGCAAAAACAAUCGCAAAAUGGAAGAGAACUCGAAUCGCUAAAAAACAAGUGAAGCUAGAGAGAAAAAAAGGAAAAAUAAAACAUAUUGAAUCAUAUACUCAAACUUAAGGUUGAUAACAUUUAAAUAGAAGAUCAGGAAGUGCACACGAAAUACUUAGAUACGCUCGUUGCAAAAGUGGGUUAGCUGUAGUAGGUACCGUCUUUCACUGGGAUGAUUUCUUUCGUCCUAUUGGUCCCGUGGGCCAAGUGGUUCUAAUAUUUUAGUCCAGAAAGUUCUAUUGCCGUUAAUACCGUUAUCGUCAUCUCACGAGC